Messenger RNA from Cloeon dipterum, 1718 nucleotides. Its product is annotated as zinc finger protein 574-like. Gene Ontology annotation, biological process: regulation of transcription by RNA polymerase II. The record is from RefSeq and is a predicted model, not a curated record. Gene Ontology annotation, molecular function: chromatin insulator sequence binding. Lineage: Eukaryota; Metazoa; Arthropoda; Insecta; Ephemeroptera; Baetidae. Gene Ontology annotation, cellular component: chromosome. The coding region runs from base 262 to 1473 and encodes 403 amino acids. The transcript is spliced from 5 exons.
GAAAACUAAAUAGAGCGUUCGUUGCGGAACUGUGGAGGGGACGGGACAGCAGAACACCAAGCUGAAGUGAAAACUGAAAACUGAAUUUCGGGAAUUGGGACUACUAGGAAAGGAUAGAGAAGAAGGUCACGAAAGACUGGCUUACCUGCAUAGUGCAAUACUGCUUAGUCGUCAACUGUCAGCUGCUAUCAUUCAUCCAAAUUCAGCUCUGGUCUCCAGCCGCUUUCAAUUGUGUAAAAAAAUACAUACAUAGAUUUGUGUAUGCAGGCGCCAAGAAUGUCCUCCACCAAGUUAGAAGAGAGUGGUGAAGAUCACGGCAGAAACGUGUGCUUCAUUUGCCAGCAAACUCUGGUUCCGUGCAGUUCCCUUUCGCUGUCCAGAGUGGACCUGAACAAACUGUGCAACUGGUGGCGCAAGUAUUUGACAACCCCCUUCAAUCGCAAAGCCGCUAAAAACAGCAAAUGCUGCAACAUGUGUGUCGCCUCGGCCAGGAGCCACCAUGAGGACACCGAUGCUGGGGAUCCCAACCUAGCCUGGUGGUCUGUCGUCGAUGAACCGCAGGACAAAGUGGCUCCUAUCGUGCAGCUGAAUAGGCUUUCUGUUGAUCAAGUUUGGCGAGCCAUCAAAGGAUUGCCCCAGGGCAGCCAGAAACCCAAUCGCAAUCAGAAAAGUGUUGUGUCGAAGGCCAAGCAGAAGACGUUUUAUAGAUGCAACUAUUGCAGCUCCAAAUUCUCCAAAAUUGGACUUAAGGCCAUGCACGAAAAUGUGAUGCACGCCUCUUACUUGAUACCGAAGCAUCAGGUUCAAAGGACAAGUGAUGGCGCUGAGCAUCAGUGUCCAUUCUGCUGUUCAAAGUUUAAAAGCAGAAGUGCACUGAAUGGACACGUGUGGGGCGUGCAUUCGAUGCAAUACUUCAAGUGUCCGAUGGGCUGCAAGGACGCUCUGCUGGGAAAAGAUGAUCUGAAGGCUCACCUGACUGACAAGCAUGAGGACGCCGACAAUCGCCUCUUCAAGCUCGUAACCUCCAAGGUUCCGUGUAGUUAUUACCAGUGCAACCAGAUGUUUGCCAACGAGCACAAGAUGGACCAGCACUUCAAGAAGACCCACCAGAAACAGGAGGGUGACUUCAGGUGCAGGGUUUGCGGAUACAGAGGCGUGAACCGCUACAAAUUCCUCCUCCACAUGAGAAAGUACCACCACAGCAGUGAGCCGGAGGAGCGCGUCCAGGAUCCUCAAAGCAGUACAAGUGGUGUUGGAGACCAGGCGGAGGUGCAGUGCGGCCUGUGUGGAUUGUGGAGGGUCGCAGCGGACAUUCAAGAGCAUAAGAUGGAGGCCAAGUGCCAGCACUGCAAGGGCAUUUUCGCCUGCCGGGGCCUCAGGAACAGACACCUGUGGAACAAAUGCAGUGCUGCUCCGAGCCACAAGCAGGAAGAAGGCUGGGAGGUCAUUGCAAAGGUCACCGUCCGCUUCUAGAUGACUGUUGAUUUGUUUGUAUUAAUUUUCUGUUCGACAAACACCAAGAAUAUAGCUUUAAUCGCUUCUUUUGCCAAUUUUAUCAGGAUAAUUUGUAAAGUUUUCAUGAAAACUUUCAUAGCAUGCGGAACAGGUGAACAGGCGCGCAGUUAUCUCCUUGGUUUAUUUUGUUUUGGGCAUUUGAAAAAUAUUUGUAAAUCAGUUUUUUGUUUAUUCCUGAUAAAAUAAAAUAACGGUGAAAUUCU